Messenger RNA from Elgaria multicarinata webbii, 1909 nucleotides. It is a transcript of the gene SEPTIN11, whose product is annotated as septin 11. The record is from RefSeq and is a predicted model, not a curated record. Lineage: Eukaryota; Metazoa; Chordata; Lepidosauria; Squamata; Anguidae. Gene Ontology annotation, molecular function: molecular adaptor activity; GTPase activity; GTP binding. The coding region runs from base 137 to 1426 and encodes 429 amino acids. The transcript is spliced from 10 exons. Gene Ontology annotation, biological process: cytoskeleton-dependent cytokinesis; intracellular protein localization; cilium assembly. Gene Ontology annotation, cellular component: septin ring; microtubule cytoskeleton; septin complex.
GGCGAGAGGGGAGGACACCCAGAAGGAGUGGCUGCAGCGGCAGUCGCGUCGGGCGAGGGGGAAGGACGGGCAGAAGGCAGCCAGGCGAGGCCGCGUGAAGAGCUCCGUCGCCCUCGCAGGCUCCACCAGAAGCAGCAUGGCCGUGGCGGUGGGAAGACCUUCGAAUGAUGACCUGCGAAACCUGUCCCUGUCAGGCCAUGUGGGUUUUGACAGUCUCCCUGAUCAGCUGGUCAACAAGUCAACUUCCCAGGGUUUCUGCUUCAACAUCCUUUGUGUUGGGGAAACUGGCAUUGGCAAAUCAACGCUCAUGGACACCCUGUUCAACACAAAGUUUGAAAGCGACCCGGCCACUCACAAUGAGCCUGGUGUGCGGUUGAAAGCAAGAAGUUAUGAACUUCAGGAGAGCAAUGUCCGUCUGAAGCUGACGAUUGUUGAUACCGUGGGAUUCGGAGACCAGAUCAAUAAAGAUGACAGCUACAAACCUAUUGUGGAGUACAUAGAUGCCCAGUUUGAGGCCUACCUGCAGGAAGAGCUGAAGAUCAAACGCUCCCUUUUUAAUUAUCAUGACACCAGGAUCCACGCCUGCUUAUAUUUCAUUGCACCGACUGGACACUCGCUGAAAUCUCUCGAUCUGGUCACCAUGAAGAAGCUCGAUAGUAAGGUGAACAUUAUCCCCAUAAUUGCUAAAGCUGACACCAUUGCGAAAAACGAGCUGCAUAAAUUCAAGAGCAAAAUCAUGAGUGAGCUGGUCAGCAACGGGGUCCAGAUCUACCAGUUCCCGACAGACGAAGAGACAGUGGCUGAGAUUAAUGCUACUAUGAGUGUCCACCUCCCAUUCGCUGUUGUUGGCAGCACCGAAGAAGUGAAGAUUGGGAAUAAAAUGGCCAAGGCCAGGCAAUACCCCUGGGGAGUUGUACAGGUUGAAAAUGAAAACCAUUGUGACUUCGUAAAGUUGCGCGAAAUGCUGAUAAGGGUGAACAUGGAGGACCUGAGGGAGCAGACUCACAGCCGACAUUAUGAACUCUACCGCCGCUGCAAGCUUGAAGAGAUGGGAUUCAAAGACACAGACCCUGACAGCAAACCAUUCAGUCUGCAAGAGACCUAUGAAGCCAAGAGGAAUGAAUUCCUGGGUGAGCUCCAGAAAAAGGAAGAAGAAAUGAGGCAAAUGUUUGUCAUGCGGGUGAAGGAGAAAGAAGCAGAGCUGAAAGAAGCUGAAAAGGAUCUUCAUGAGAAGUUCGACCACCUAAAGCGGACUCACCAAGAGGAGAAGAAGAAGGUAGAGGACAAGAAGAAGGAUCUUGAGGAAGAGCUGAACAACUUCCAGAAGAAGAAAGCAGCGGCCCAACUAUUACAGUCACAGGGUCAACAGGCUGGCUCUCAACAAACCAAGAAAGACAAGGACAAGAAAAAUUCAAGCUUCACAUAAAGCCUGCCAAGUCAAAGGAUGUUCCUGCAUUCACCUGCUUUUGCAGUAAUGUGUUUCAGCCAUCUUAUAUAUAUAUUUCUUUUAAACACAAAUCCUUAUUAUUAACUCAAUAAUAAUGGGGCGGGUGGGUGAAGCAGGGGGCAUCUGGCACUGGGCUUUAUUGGGUUGUUCCCUUCUUUGUUUCUCAGGAGAACAGAAAUGGUAAAAUUCUUUGAAAUGGGAACAAGAACUCCAUUGCAACCGUUUUAACUUGGGUCUUGUUCACAUAUUACACUUGGGUUCAUGGUUGGGCCAUGAUCCAGUUAACCCCUUGAGCUGCAUGAAACUAGGGCUGCUCACACUCCAUUUUUCUAAUUUUGGAAUGGCAAGUUCCACAUUACACCUGCAACAAUGCACUGCAAAGUGGGAACCUCAUCCAGAUACAAUGAAGCCCUUUAACGUUCCAGUGAUUUUAAUGGGAGAAUUGGGCUGCAAUCCUCUACA